Molecule: messenger RNA, 2131 nt
Organism: Xenopus tropicalis (tropical clawed frog)
Lineage: Eukaryota; Metazoa; Chordata; Amphibia; Anura; Pipidae
Gene: cpn2.2
Product: carboxypeptidase N subunit 2 gene 2
Exons: 2
Coding region: 3-1679 (558 amino acids)
Biological process (GO): nervous system development
Cellular component (GO): extracellular region
Source: RefSeq, a predicted model, not a curated record
UUAUGUCCUUGGAGAUGUUCAGUGUCUUGUUGACUGAUAAGGCGUGUGGAUUCCAUUCCGACCUCACACUUAAAAUGGUGAGCAACAUCCCAUGGAGUGUUCUUACCUUUGCCUGGUGGCUUACAGUUCAUUCAUGGUUUGCUUGGAGUUGCCCCGAUUCAUGUGAUUGCUUUAGGAGGGUGAAGAUUUUUUGUACCAGUUCUGCAAUCAAAGAGGUUCCCAGCAACAUCUCUGUUACUGUUACUGAACUUGUGUUUUUGGAAACUCAUAUAGGCACCAUAGGUAACACCACUUUCAUGGGGAAGGAUCGGCUAAAGAAGCUGGUUUUUAUAAGCAACCAGAUCAAAUCUAUAGAUGUGGGAGCAUUGCACUGGUUCCCUAAACUGACAGACCUGGAAAUAACAGCCAAUCCCUUAUCGGAGAUACACCCAGGUACAUUUGACAAUUUACCAGAACUUCUAAAACUCACCGUGACCUUUAAUUAUAUAGAGGAACUUCCAUGUGAGCUUCUUCAAAAGACACAGAAUUUACAAAUCCUAAUUUUACAAGGAAAUAAUAUUUCAGCCCUCUGCAGUGAAAUGUUUUCCUCCAUCAAAAACCUGGUGGAACUCAGUCUUGACUCCAAUGGAAUCAUGCAUCUUCCUGUGGACCUGUUCAAACCUCUGCAAAAACUCAGAGUUCUUAAGCUCAGCAACAACAAGCUAUCCAAGCUCCCGCCAGGCAUAUUUGAUUGCUUAAAAGAACUUUCUGAGCUAUAUUUGAAUGGAAAUGGUUUAACCACAAUUCCAGGGCAUACUUUUGAGAAAUUAACUUCUUUAAAGAAACUGAUGCUUAUGUCAAACUCCAUUAAAAUGCUGUCUGACGGCAUUUUUUCCGCAUUGGUUAACCUUACCAUACUGAGACUAGACUGGAAUCGGCUUGAAUAUCUUCCUUUUGGGAUCUUUAAUGAAACUACCAGUUUGCAUAUACUGUCAAUAAAUGGAAACAGACUGCAGGCAAUUCCGGAAGGCAUAUUUUCUAGACUUCAUCAUGUUAAAAAAUUAGACUUGUGUAGCAACCUUUUGGAAAAGCUACAAAAUUCUACUUUCCAAGGGCUUCACUCCCUCACUCACCUUCACCUUGACAAUAAUAACCUAACUUUUAUUGAAAACAAUGUAUUUAAAGAUUUGAAUGAUCUUAAAAUGCUUACUCUCCAUCACAACAAUCUGACAACGAUUUUGGAUGGAACUUUUGAUCCACUGUUUAACGUAGCAUCCUUGGUCCUUCAUAGUAAUCCAUGGUUAUGUGACUGCUCAUUUAUGUAUCUUCUAAAAUGGAUAAAAGAGAACAGUGAUUUUACUCAGGUCUCUGAAAUGCAAUGUGAAAAGCCUCAGCAUCUCAAGGAAAAAGCUUUGUCACUUCUGAGAAAACAAGAUCUUAGUUGUCCGACAAACACCAGAAUUCACGUACCAGAUAUUCCAUCCACCAAUGACCAAAGAGUCAUGAAGAACGCCCCUUUAAGCCCAUGUUACCUAACCACUAAUGGUGAUUUGCAUUUGACCUGUAAAGUCAAUGUUUGCAAAAGUAUGAGGAUUCAUGUCUCUCUACAGCGUGAAUCAAAUACAACCACCUUCGUGCGUGAUUUCGGCAACUUUCAGCCUCAUUGCACUGACGUAAUUUUCAAUAUUACUAUUAAUUAGAAGGUCUUCUACUGUAUUUUCUAAAGAUCACUAGAAAGUUGCAUCUCUUUCUGAGUUUCUGAGGUGGAGGAGCAAAGGUUUAUAAGAGGGAUUUGAAAAUGGAAUCUUAUUGAAGAGUACUAUAAACAGGGAAAACUAUUUUUGGAUCUCAACCAAUGGGUUCUCAUGUGAUCUUAUCAUCACUACUGCCAACUCACAACCAAGUCACAGAGUACUGCUCCAUAAGGCAGACUAUUAUUAACAUGCUUGCAUCAGCCCAAGAUGCGCUGUAUCGUGUAUUAGUUUAUAAGCAUGUGUAUGCACUGCUGCUGUCUGUUUUCUUCCUUAGGCUUAAUGUUGUAUGAUUGUCUAUGGCAACAAUCUUUUAUAUAACAGCAAGCUAUUUGGUAUAUAAUCUGCCUUCAUUACAAUCUGUUAUUUUUGGAAUAAACAAUAAAAAUAACCAAAUCGUA